Zophobas morio is the source of this 1007-nucleotide messenger RNA. RefSeq names its product brachyurin-like. The record is from RefSeq and is a predicted model, not a curated record. NCBI's taxonomy places the organism in Eukaryota, Metazoa, Arthropoda, Insecta, Coleoptera, Tenebrionidae. Gene Ontology annotation, molecular function: serine-type endopeptidase activity. Bases 66 to 908 code for a protein of 280 amino acids. The transcript is spliced from 5 exons. Gene Ontology annotation, biological process: proteolysis.
UUCAACUAUAAAUAAAAGAUCUUUAAAAUAACGUGCAGAAACUAGGUUACUCAAAAGCAAAAAUUAUGAAAUCUCUGCUCUUCAUCUGUGCUUGUGCUUUUGCCUUCACUUGGGCAUAUUCUCCACAACGAGGUGCCCGUGUCAUUGGAGGCAGCACUGUGGUAACUGGCCAGUUUCCCUUUGUAGCAGCAAUCCACAUCUCAACAAGCCAAGGAAGAUACUUCUGUGGAGGUACUCUUAUCAGCAACCAAUGGGUCGUAACCGCGGCCCAGUGCGCCCAAGAUGCUGUCCUUUUCUCAAUCCAGUUGGGAUCACACACUCUAACCAAAGAUGAUAGUAACCGUGUUACUGUAGCAUCUUCCGAAUAUUUCAUUCAUCCGGACUUUAACCCAGAUACCUUGGAAAAUGAUAUUGCUCUAAUCGAGUUGCGCCUACCUGUCGAAUUUUCAAGUAAUACACACCCAAGGAAAUAUUUUGAUUGUAAUGAUAUUUAUAAUUUUGUUUUAGAUUAUCUUCUGGCAAUACACUCUUUGGCCCAAGAACCUCUAAACACUUCAAGCGCAGUUAUAGUUACUGGUUGGGGCCAAACUAGCGAUGCGGACUCUGCACUGUCAGAAAACUUGCAGUUUGUGCGAGUUACUACUUUGUCUAAUGAAGAAUGUCGUUUGACGUAUGGUAAUCAAAUUUAUGACACCAUGGUUUGUGUUGACGGAAAUUACAACGAGGGUUCUUGCAAUGGUGAUACCGGUGGACCUUUGAUAAAUGUAGUCUCGAUGGGUAAUGCUCAGUUGGUAGGUGUAGCUAGUUUUGUAAGUGGAAAUGGGUGUGAAAGUACCGACCCAUCUGGAUAUACAAGAGUUUAUCCUUAUGUUGGAUGGAUCAAGAAUGUAACAGGACUAGCUUUCUAGUAAAUCUGGUGAAGAGCAGUAGCAAAAAAACUACAUUUAUUGUAUUGUUUUGUUAAAUACUUAUCAACGGAUGCAAUAAAGACAGAUUAUGUUAUUUAA